This is a messenger RNA of Gigantopelta aegis, 2784 nucleotides long. RefSeq names its product deleted in malignant brain tumors 1 protein-like. The record is from RefSeq and is a predicted model, not a curated record. The coding region runs from base 71 to 2653 and encodes 860 amino acids. Gene Ontology annotation, molecular function: protein binding. Gene Ontology annotation, cellular component: membrane. The transcript has 19 exons. Lineage: Eukaryota; Metazoa; Mollusca; Gastropoda; Neomphalida; Peltospiridae.
GUAAAACUACACAUCACGUUUUCGUCUCUUAUAAUUUGUAGAAAACAUGAAUACUUAAGGUACAUCAACUAUGCGACAUUCCAUGCAUAUGUGGAUACUUCUGUUUUGUUUGUGUUCAGUCGUAUCAGGUCUAGACAAAUCGUCAGUGCGCUUGGUGAACGGUUCAAACGAUAAUGAAGGAAGAGUUGAAAUAUUGCAUGACGGACAAUGGGGUUCAAUCUGUGAUGACGGAUUUAAUGAUACUGAGGUUCAGGUUGUCUGUCGCAGCUUAGGAUUCCAGAGUGUCAAUGCAGAAUUAUAUCAUCUAGCUCAAUUCGGACAAAGCACAGGACCGAUCUGGCUUGAUAAUGUUAUCUGUACGGGCAGCGAACAAAACCUGGAUCAGUGUUCUUUCCCUGGCUGGGGAAUACAUGACUGUGCACACAGAGAAGACGUAGGAGUCAGAUGUCAGUUAUCUGUACGGUUAGUGAACGGAUCAGGAAUACGAACGCAAGGCAGAGUUGAGAUUAAAAUCAACGGAACAUGGGGAACUGUCUGCGAUGAUGGAUUUGAUAGCAAUGAUGCUUCAGUCAUCUGCGCCAUGAUGGGAUUCAAUCGAUUGGGACCUCAGGCUAUGACGAAAGCUGCUUUUGGACAAGGUUCUGGACCAGUCUUUUUUCAAAAUCUGUCUUGUACGUCAUUUGAAUCAUCCAUCCUAGACUGUCUGGUCAAUCCUAGCGAUAACAAGGACUGUCGCCACAAUGAAGACUCGGGUGUUAUCUGUCAAACAGGUCAUAUAGACAAAUCUGCAAUACGUUUGGUGAAUGGUCCAAGCGAGCGUGAAGGAAGAGUUGAAAUCUUUCAUAAUGACCAAUGGGGUUCAAUCUGUGAUGGUGAAUUUAACGACAGGGAGGCUGGGGUUGUCUGUCGCAAUUUGGGACUACCAAGUUAUGGUGCAAGGGCAUAUCAUGGUUCUCGAUUUGGACUCAGCACAGGACCGAUAUGGCUGGAUAACGUUACGUGCAAUGGAGAUGAACAUCGUCUAGAUCAGUGCUCCUCCUUACCCUGGGGUGAAAAUAACUGUUCACAUAGUGAGGAUGUUAGCGUCCAGUGUUCGUUACCUAUACGAUUAGUGAACGGAUCAGGAAUUCCCACACAAGGCAGAGUUGAGAUUCAGAUCAAUGGAAUAUGGGGAACUGUCUGUGAUGAUCAGUUUGAUUACAGGGAUGCUGGAGUUGUCUGCGAUAUGAUGGGGUUCAAUCGAUAUGGAGCUCGUGCUGUGAGAGAUGCAGAUUUCGGGAACGGUUCUGGACCAAUCUACUUUGAUGACUUAGCUUGCAGAGGGAAUGAGUCAAGCAUCACAGGCUGCCUAGGGAAGCCUGUUGGGGACCACAACUGUAAACACAGUCAAGAUGCGGGUGUCAUAUGUCAGACGACAGGUGUACGCUUGGUGAAUGGUGCUACCACAUAUGAAGGAAGAGUUGAAAUAUUAUAUGGUGAUAGAUGGAUUUCAGUUUGUGAUGAUGGUUUUCAUCAGAAGGAGGCAGCUGUUAUCUGUCGCAGUUUGUCAUUGCCAAGUCAUAAUGCACUGGCAUAUGGAAGUGGUCACUUUGGACGAAGUAUGGGACAGAUAUCCAUAACAUCUUUUAACUGUGAUGGAUAUGAACAGCACCUGGAUCAAUGCUACUUCAGUUCCUGGUACAGCUAUAUCUGUCACCAUGGAAACGAUGUAGGAAUCAGCUGUCAAUUUGGCCCGGACUCCGUUACAUUCAGUCCACCCACACCUGGAUUAGUUGUAGAAGGAGAUAGUCUGAAUAUCACCUGUGUUGCUGAAUGCCACCCACCUUGUUCCUAUUCCUGGGCACCGGGGAGUCCACACUUCACUUCCAGACCUGUGUUAACACUGUCAAACAUCAACAUGAGUCAGACGGGUAGUACAUAUACAUGUACAGCAAAGAAUAUUGGCUCAGACGCAUCUAGAAGUAACCAAUUCUUGCUAAUAGUCAACAGUAUGCCGUUUAUUCCCUCUAACAUCAGCACACGCAGCAUCAGUCCAACUGUUGUGUCUAUAACUUGGGUAGAGGAAUUCAAUGGUGGAUCAGCACAGAUGUUUCUUGUACAAUACCGAGGAGACGCAAUAUCACAGUGGACGAAUUUUACUGAACUGUUUUCUGAAAGAGGCAUCGACACAAAGCACACUAUUCUGAUACCAGAUCUACAUCCAAAGACGAAAUACCUGCUGCGAGUUCUGGCCUUUAACAAAUAUGGUUAUAAAAACUUCACCGAGGAAGAGGAGAUUUUGACAGCAGGUGUGGCUGAUGAAUUGAACCUUUUAGCAGUGGCAGUAGGCAGUGGAUCAGGAUUCAUCAUUUUGAUUCUGCUCCUUGUUGUGACUAUUUUGGUUUGUCAAAGAAGAAAAACUAAAGAAAAAACCAGUGAAGAUAUUACAUAUGAUUCAAGCCAGCCAAACGCUAGGUUACAGAGAACCAUGCAACAUAACAACCCAACUUAUGAACAUGAUAGCAGCACGGAUGUUAUUGUGGGAACUGCGUGCGACGAGGAAGCACCAUACGAUACACUGACAGAACAAGGACCAGCAAGCAGAUGUUCGCCAGUCGAUGACAACGAGGAAGCUCCAUACGAUACUCUCACUGUUUACGAAAAUUUAAAAUAAGUUUUCAGACUGAGGUAUAUUCAUGACACGCCUGCUGUACAUCGAUUCAGAAGACAACCGAGAGAGAGAGAGAGAGAGAGAGAGAGAGAGAGAGAGAGAGAGAGAGAGAGAGAGAGAGAGAGAGAGAGAGA